AUGAUACCACGGAUAGACUUAUCUGACCUGAGAAUAAUUACCAACCAUUUUUCGGACACCCAUAAAAUUGGAAGAGGUGGUUAUGGAGAAGUUUACAAGGCAGUUUACAAGAAGGAAGAGAUAGCAGUGAAGUUGCUUGAUUCAGCCAAAGAAAUUGACGACAAACAAUUUAUGAACGAACUCAGUAAUCAUAUGAAGGUCCAACAUCCCAACAUUGUACGACUUGUUGGUUAUUGUAAUGAAGUGACCAGCGAAUAUAUUGAGCAAAAGGAUGGCUCUUCUGUUUUUGGUAAACACAUAUACAAAGUGCUCUGCUUCGAAUAUAUGCACGGUACCAGCCUAGACAAGCAUCUUUCUGGAAAUUCCCUGGGACAUGACUGGCCCACGCAUUACCAAAUAAUAAAAGGGACUUGUGAAGGCUUAUGUUAUCUUCACUGUGGGUGCGAGCGUCCAAUCCUCCACCUGGAUUUAAAGCCUGCCAACAUAUUACUUGACAAGCGCAAGAAUCCAAAAAUUGCAGAUUUCGGAUUGUCAAGGAUCUACACUACAAGCCGUACCCAUGUAAAAGUCAUUGGUUCAGUUUCAGGGACAACGAACUACAUGGCGCCUGAAGUAAGAAAAGAGGGCGUGGUGUCAGAUAAGGCUGAUGUCUUUAGUUUAGGUGUUACAAUCAUAGAUGUAAUUGGAGGAUCUGGCGGUUUAGAAACUUAUCGCGAACAUGGCGCCAAGAAAUUUGUUGAGUAUGUAUGUACAUAUUGGAGGGAGAGGGAUAAUACAGCAGAUUUAUAUCAAGUAGAGACAUGCACCAAAAUUGCAAUAUGCUGUAUGCAUACUGACAGACACCAAAGGCCCACAAUGAAGGAGAUUAUGGUGAACUUGAAUGAUAUGGAAACUCAGGUUUUGGGAAAGGGUCUCCAUACCCUCACGGUGAAUUCCUCCCGCCAUGUUCCAAACAAGCUCUCCAGUGACAAUUCAGGAAGGGGGCCACUGGAUGUUGUGAUUGUGUAUGCCUUUGAUUGUACUGACUGGACCCCAGCCUGGUACACAGUGGAUAAUGGGAUCUUUUGGAUGGUGCAAGAGAAGCUGGCCCACUUCCCCGAUAGUUGCAUGGGCUAUAUUUACGUCAUGUCAACUGCUAACACAUACACGUUAGACAUGAAAGUAGUUGACUCGGCGGAGACAAAGGAAACUGGCUACACAGGAUUCGCUAGGCGCAGGACGACCUGCACUAAGAACAUGGCAUCGGGCCUUGCAGAGGCGCAUAAAAUGAUCAGCAGCCGUGGGCACCACAAUGGCAUUAUCUUGUUCUUCUCUGAUGGAUUGAUGAACGAGGGUGACUUCUUUGAUGGAACCAACAACUUCAUAUCCGAAGUGCCCGUCCACACAUUUACCCUUGCCGGGGACACGUAUAACAAUGUUCUCCAAUCCAUUGCGGCAAAUUCUCCAGGAGGGAAGUUUCACACCAAGCCUGUUCCAGAAAGGCCAAAUCUAUCAACACCCUUCUCCAAGCUACUAGAUAGCCUCCUUGGGGGCACCCCGGAGGAUGUUGAGAGACCUCUUAGUUCCAUUUCAGGAAGGGAUCCACUAGAUGUGGUGAUCGUGUAUGCCUUUGACUGCACCAACUCGACCCCAGCGUGGUACACGGUGGAUAGUGGGGUCUUUUGGUUGGUGCAAGAGAAGCUCACCCACUAUGUUGACAGUUGCAUGGGUUACAUCUACGUCAUGUCGACCCCAAACACAUACACAUCGGACAUGAAAGUAGUUGACUCAGCCGAGACAAAGGAAACUGGCUACACUGGAUUCGCCAGGCGCAGGAUGACGUGCACUAAAAACAUGGCAUCAGGCCUUGUUGAGGCACAUAAAAUGGUCAGCAGCCGCGGUUACCGCAAUGGCAUCAUCUUGUUCUUCUCUGAUGGAUUGAUAAACAAGGGUGACUUCUUUGAUGGAACAGAGAAAUUCGUCUCUACAGUGCCUGUUCACACAUUUACCCUUGGUGGGGACGCGUAUAACCAGGGUCUCCAAGACAUUGCGAAAAAUUCUCCAGGUGGAACUUUCACCUGCCUUCCAGUUCCUGAAAGACCGCAUCUGUCGGCACCCUUUUCCAAACUACUGGAUAGCCUCCUCGGCGGCACCAUGGACUGA
Triticum turgidum subsp. durum (durum wheat) is the source of this 2142-nucleotide messenger RNA. NCBI's taxonomy places the organism in Eukaryota, Viridiplantae, Streptophyta, Magnoliopsida, Poales, Poaceae. The record is from the annotation of a GenBank genome assembly.